AUGCCAAGGAUUUACUCUGUUUUGGUUGAAGGCGAACCAUUGGCCUUUCGUGCAAACAUCAACAGGAAAGCUUUGGCAGUUGAAGCAAAGAAGAUAGUAGAGACUCACGAAAAUAUUCUUCGAAGCACACUUGAAAAUGGAAGUUAUACAAAGCUUUACAGCUUCAAACACAUCAUCAAUGCUUUCGCAAUCCGUACCACUCCAUCUCAGGCCAAGAAACUAAUGGAAACAAAAGGAGUGACGGCAGUGGAAGAAGACAAAGGAGUGAAACUAAUGACAACGUACACUCCUGACUUCUUGGAACUUCCAAGAAAAGUCUGGUCAGAGAUCUCCAGCGACGGAUACAGACGUGCCGGAGAAGAUAUCGUAAUCGGUUUUGUGGAUACCGGAAUUAACCCUACUCAUCCGAGCUUCGCUGUCGAUCUCACCAACCCUUUCUCAACGAAUCGCUCACGUAUAAAUUUCUCCGGUGACUGUGAGACCGGUCCUCUCUUCCCCAUAGGAUCUUGUAACGGAAAAAUCAUCUCCGCAAGGUUCUUUUCUGCCGGAGCUAGAGCUCUCGUCCCUCUCAACAGCUCUUUGGAUAUUCUCUCUCCGUUUGAUGCGUCCGGUCACGGAAGCCAUGUGGCGUCCAUUGCAGCCGGAAAUGCAGGAGUUCCGGUGAUCGUCGACGGAUUCUUCUACGGCCGAGCCAGCGGUAUGGCUCCACGAGCACGAAUUGCCGUUUACAAAGCGAUUUAUCCAUCAAUCGGAACUCUUGUUGACGUAAUUGCUGCCAUCGACCAAGCAAUAAUGGACGGCGUAGAUGUGUUGACUCUGUCGAUUGGACCGGACAGGCCACCGGUAGAUAAGCCGACGGUACUCGGAAUAUUCGACAUCGCAAUGCUAUUGGCUAGAAAAGCAGGAGUGUUUGUGGUGCAAGCAGCAGGUAACCGUGGCCCAUCGCCGUCUUCCGUGGCGUCUUAUAGUCCGUGGGUAGUUGGCGUAGCCGCCGGAGGUACCAACCGGUCUUAUCCUGCUUCUCUUAUCCUCGACGGUGGCGCGACCGUUCAGGGCGUCGGACUUUCAGGUCCAACUCUUGGAGCUCCUUUCCUUCAGCAUAGGCUAGUCUUAGCCAGAGAUGCAGCUAGAACAAACGGCUCGGUUGAAGAAUGUCAGCGACCGGAGAAUUUCGAUCCGGUGAAGGUUUUUGGAAGUAUUGUGAUUUGUACAUUUUCCGACGGCUUCUACAAUCGAAUCUCGAGCGUCCGAGCCAUCACUCGAACCGCCAUGACUCUUGGUUUCACGGGUUUCAUUCUCAUCGCCAACCCUAGAUUCGGCGACUACAUUGCAGAACCAGUGAUAUUUUCGGCUCCCGGUAUUCUAAUCCCUAAAUUAUCAGAUUCCCAGACUAUUUUGAGGUACUACGAAGAGAAAAUCUACCGAGACAGGAGCGGAAUGGUGACACAAUUUGGGGCACGAGCACGAAUAGGCGAAGGCCGAAACUUUGUAUUCGCCGGAGAAUCACCUGUGGUGAGCAGAUUCUCUUCUCGAGGGCCAGCUUUUCUCGAUGCAAAUCGGAAUGUUUUAGAUGUGCUUAAGCCAGAUAUUCUUGCACCUGGUCACCAAAUAUGGGGAGCUUGGAGCCUCCCUAGCGCCUUUGAUCCCAUCCUCAUAGGACGUAGCUUUGCAUUAUUGUCUGGAACUAGCAUGGCAGCUCCUCACAUAGCGGGGAUCGGCGCGCUGAUAAAGCAACUUAAUCCUUCUUGGACUCCGGCUAUGAUUGCGUCGGCCAUUUCUACAACCGCCACAAAAUAUGAUAGUUCCGGUGAAAAUCUUUCAGCGGAGUCUUAUAGAAUCGGUGAACUUGUUCCAGCUAACCAUUUUGAUCAUGGCGCUGGUCAUGUUUAUCCGGCUGGAGCCAUAGAUCCAGGGCUGGUUUUACCCACAGGUUUUGAAGACUACAUCAGUUUCUUGUGUUCACUACCAAACAUUAACCCGGUGAUGGUUCGAGCCACAACCGGAUUCUGGUGUACCACCGCUCUUAGCCACCCAGCUAAUCUAAACCAUCCGUCAGUUACUAUUUCUGCACUUAAAAGGUCACUUGUGCUGAGAAGAAGUUUCCAAAACGUAUCUAAUAAGACCGAGACGUAUAUUGGUUCGGUUUUACCUCCAAAUGGUACAACUGUACGGUUAAGUCCACCUUCGUUUACUAUACGGCCACAGAGAAUCCAAGAUGUGGACAUUGAGUUCAAUGUCACACGAGUCCAAAACCAGUUUACAUUUGGCGAAAUUGUUCUUACCGGAAGCUUAAACCAUAUUGUAAGAAUCCCGUUGUCGGUUAAGACCACAGCGUUGUGA
Microthlaspi erraticum is the source of this 2340-nucleotide messenger RNA. Lineage: Eukaryota; Viridiplantae; Streptophyta; Magnoliopsida; Brassicales; Brassicaceae. The record is from the annotation of a GenBank genome assembly.